CACACAUAAAUACACAAUUAUAAAGCCAAAGCCUAGCCUCGCGCUUUGAAGCAGCAGCCGCCGGCAAUCGUCGCGCCGCCGCCGCCGCCAUGAUCCACCUCCGGAGGCGCAUCGUGUCUCUCCUCCUGAAGCCCGUGUCCCAUGUCCCCGAUGCAGUAGUGAUUUCUCCACUCAUCUACCUCCGCCGCGCCGUCUCCACCACCGCGCCGGCUUCCCCCAAACCCUUCGCCGUCGAGGAGUACCUCGUCGCCACCUGCGGCCUCACCCGGGCCCAGGCAGCCAAGGCUUCGGGGAAGCUCUCCCACCUCAGGUCCCCCUCCAGGCCCGACGCCGUCCUCGCCUUCCUCUCCGACCUCGGCGUCUCGCGCCCCGACGUCGCCGCCGCCGUCGCCGCCGACCCAGGGUUGCUGUGCGCCGGCGUGGAGAAAAACCUAGCUAGGCGCGCCGCCGAGCUCGGCGACCUGGGCAUCUCGCGCUCCCAAAUCGCGCGCCUCGUCCCUCUCGCCAACUCCACCUUCCGCAGCCGCGCCCUCGCCACAAACCUCGGUUUCUGGCUCCCGGUCCUGGGCUCAUUCGAGAAGAUCCUCAAGUGCCUCAAGAUGAACUCCUCCAUCCUCGGCUCCGACCUCGAGAAGGUGGUGAAGCCGAACCUGGCGCUCCUCGAGGAAUGCGGGAUGACUGCUUGUGAUAUUGCCAGUUGUCCAUCCGUCUACUCCAGACGGCUGCUCACCUUGAAUCCCAGCUAUCUCCGGGACGCCGUGGCACGAGCGGAGGAGCUAGGGCUGGGCCGCGGUUCUCGGAUGUUCCGGUACGCGCUCAUGGCGGUGGCCCUAACAAGCAAGGAGUCUGUCGCUGCGAAAUUGCGGGUGCUGGAUGAGCUUGGGUUUUCACGGGAUGAUGUCUUAUUGAUUGUGAGGAAGUCGCCACAGUUUCUGGCAUUGUCUGAAAAAAAGAUCCGGCGAGCCGCGGAGUUCUUCAAGAGGGAUAUUGGACUGGAGGAACGGUACAUUGCGCAAAGGCCAGCGCUGUUCACUUAUAGCCUUGAAAGGCGGCUGCUGCCUCGGCAUUACUUGCUCAAGGUCCUCCGGGCAAAGGGAUUGCUGAAUUGCGAGUUGGAUUACUACCGCACAGCCGCGAUGGGCGAGGAGAAGUUUGUGCAAAGGUUCGUGGAUCCUUAUAAGGACCACAUUCCAGGCCUUGCUGAAGCUUACGCAUCCCGUUGUUUUGAGAAAGUAAAUUGAGUUGCUUCACUGCUUGGAGUGUAGACU
Messenger RNA from Oryza brachyantha (malo sina), 1268 nucleotides. Its product is annotated as transcription termination factor MTEF1, chloroplastic-like. NCBI's taxonomy places the organism in Eukaryota, Viridiplantae, Streptophyta, Magnoliopsida, Poales, Poaceae. The transcript has a single exon. Gene Ontology annotation, molecular function: double-stranded DNA binding. Gene Ontology annotation, cellular component: chloroplast. Gene Ontology annotation, biological process: chloroplast organization; regulation of DNA-templated transcription. The record is from RefSeq and is a predicted model, not a curated record. Bases 90 to 1241 code for a protein of 383 amino acids.